This is a messenger RNA of Pedinophyceae sp. YPF-701, 2256 nucleotides long. Lineage: Eukaryota; Viridiplantae; Chlorophyta; Pedinophyceae. The record is from the annotation of a GenBank genome assembly.
AUGGACUCUAUUUACAGCUCCACGCGGGGUGACGAAGACGUCAAUGCGGACGACUUCGGUGGGGACGCGCGCCCCGUGCACGAUGCGAAGAUCGCUCCGAGCCCACGGCCCGCCUCGGCAGCACUGCCCAAGCCGGCGCGCGUCCACGUCGCCCAGCGGCCGCAGACAGCCGCUCCCGCAGGAGGCGUGAGCGCCCGGCGCGCGGCGGACCGCAGCCGCAUCAACGUGAUCGUGCGCGCGCGGCCCAUGUCGGAGCGCGAGACGGCGGAGGAGGCCUUCCCGUGCGUGGAGGUGGAGGGCAGCCAGACGGUGCUGCUGUCGGAGUUCUGCGCGGAGGGCGACGUGCUGCGCAAGCAGCGCGUGCAGUGCCGGCCGUUCAGCUUCGACGCGGUGUUCGGUCCGCAGUCGGGCCAGCUGGAGGUGUACCAGGCGUCGUGUGCGGCGCUGGUGGACGACGUGCUGCAGGGGCACAACGCGUGCUGCUUCUGCUACGGCGCGACGGGCGCGGGGAAGACGCACACGAUGCUGGGCUCCGAGCGCGAGCCGGGCGUCAUGGUCCUGGCGCUGUGCGACCUGUACGACAAGCUGGCGGGGCCAGAGUUCUCCGCGUUCCAGGUGAAGCUGUCGUACCUCGAGGUGUACAACGAGGCGGUGCGCGACCUCCUCACGAGCUCGUCGAAGCCGCUGGACGUGCGGGAGGACCAGCGCGGGGUCGUGGUCGCGGGGCUGACGCUGGUGGAGGCGCGGUCGGCGGGGGACGUGAUGCGGAUGCUGCACGUGGGCAACCGGCGGCGCACCACGGAGGCGACGCGCUGCAACGCGGUGUCGUCGCGGUCGCACGCGGUGCUGCAGGUGAACGUGUCGGCGACGGACACGCAGGGGCGGGAAAUCGCCGGGAAGCUGUCGCUGAUCGACCUGGCGGGCUCCGAGCGGCACAUCGCCACCGAGGGCCGCAGCCAGCGGACCGUCGAGGGCGCGAACAUCAACCGGUCGCUCCUGGCGCUCAGCAGCUGCAUCAGCGCGCUGGCGGACGGCAAGUCCCACAUCCCCUACCGCAACAGCAAGCUCACCAAGCUGCUCAAGGACUCCCUCGGGGGCACGUGCAAGACGGUCAUGAUCGCGAACGUGUCGCCGUCCAGCUCCUCCAUCGGCGAGACCUUCAACACCCUCCACUGGGCCAACCGAGCCAAGCGCAUUACUGUCAAGCUUGGAAACGGCCCGCGCUACAUCGAGAGGCCGCAUUCGAGCGCCGACUGCGCGCGUUGUGCACAGAACGAGGACACCAUCCGACAGCUCCGUGCGCGUCUCCAGGAGAUGACCGAGGCACAGGAGCUGCAGGACAUGGGCACGUCGCCACACAACCAGGACGACGCGCGGGAGCUGCAGCGCUUGCUCGAGGAGUCGCAGAUGGAGGUCGCCCUCAUGCAGGAGCAGAUGCUCGCGUUACGCACCGAGGUGGACAUCAGGGACAGGGCCAUCGCGGCCCUCCAGCAGCGCCUGCGCCAGGGAGCCAAUGGCGCGUGCGCUCCUGCCACCGCGGACGAGGGGGUCGAACAUGGCAGGCUGCAGGUGCCUGGCACGCCCGCCUCAGACCUCCCUUCGCACCCGAUCGACGUGUCCAUGAACGGCGAUUCAAUGGCGAAAGAGCACUCCGUGGACGGCGAUGAGGCGGUGUCAGGGCCACCGCCGGUACAGAUGCCAACGAACGCACCGCCGCCGGGCAAGAGCCCGCUGCGGCGCUCGCGGGUCGUCGCUGCGCGCAAGUCAUCGCGGAACAAGCUCGCGGAAGGCCUCAUCGCCCUGGAGACCCAGCUUGCUGACCUCCCCACGGCCCUCUCGCGACAACCGUCGGGCACGGGCUGGGACUUGCACCCCUUGCAGGAAACGAGCCCUCAUCCGUCUGGCGCGAUGACCGAGCGCGGCCACAGGCCACCGCGCCCACCCAGCGACGCCGGGCCCAGCACGCGCGCCCGGACGCGGAGGUCCUCCCAGGAGCCAGGCCCCGUCGCCGCCCUCCCCACGACCGGCAGCGAGAAGCUCCGCGCCUUCCGGAGCCGCAAGCGCUCUCUGGUGGCCCUCGCGGAGAUGGACAGCGCGUUGCUGUACGCCGAAUCCCCCACGGACAAGCGCCCGACGACGCCAGCCUCGCGGCUGCGCGCGGCAACAGCGGGGAAACGCAGCACUGGCAACACCCCGCGGGGCAGCGCCGUCCCGCCGCGCCCGUACAACACCAGGCUGCGUGGGCGUGCGCGCUGA